This is a messenger RNA of Trichobilharzia szidati, 4079 nucleotides long. Lineage: Eukaryota; Metazoa; Platyhelminthes; Trematoda; Strigeidida; Schistosomatidae. The record is from the annotation of a GenBank genome assembly.
CUAAGCGCAACAAAUUAAACAACACAACAUGAGCGGAGAGUUUUCCGAUGUUUCUAGAUGCUCUGCCUUGCUGGUUGAUGAAGACAGGUUUGUAAGAAAGAGAGCUUUAAAAUCUAUAGAAACCUACUUAAAUACCAAAGGAUGUCAAGAAGAAACUGUAUUGAGUUUGAUAGGAGGAAACUUAGCAAACUCAUUAAACGAUCCUGUUGAAGUUAAUCGCGAAUUAUCAAUAAAAGUAUUAGAACUGUUUGUGAACGUAGUCAAGGAUGCUUCGAUUCUUCUCCCUUCGUUGGUUCCUGUGCUUUUAGUGCGUUUGGGACAGAAGGAUAUAACAGAACACUCAGAGGAAAUUCGUUAUGCAACUCUCAACCUUCUGUACACCCUGGUGACUAAGGUGCAUGAAACAUCACCAUUCCUCGAUGAUUACAUUACAAUACUUCAAAGGACUUUCUUGGACCCGUAUCACGAGAUCAAGAAACUGUCUUGUAAGAUAGCAGUCGUUUUAUCAGAACGUAAAUGCCAUCGUUUUUAUCAGAUAUCAGAAUCCAUUAUAUCACCGAUGUUGUCCAAUCUUACACACCAGCACUCGAAAGUUAGGUUAGAGACUGUGUUGGCACUGGAAAAAGUUCUGCUGGUUAGUCAAGGAAAGCUUGUAGACAAUGUCAUUUCCCCAUUGACUCAAAGACUAUUUGACUCAUCUCUGGCAGUAAGACAGGCUGUCAUUCAAUUGAUAGGUUCGUGGUUGUUAGAUCUACCUGAUAGAUAUUCCUAUCAAACAAGAUUACUACCUCUACUCUUAUCUGGCUUAAUCGAUGAAUCAGAUGAUAUUCGCUCAGUCACUGUUGAUUUAUGGCAUCGUAUAGGACUAAAGUUUGAGAAGGAAAAUGAAGAACAAUUGAAAGAUAAAUUGGACUUUGAUAAAGGUGCUCCUUUCAGUUAUCCAUAUGGAUGUAAACGACCAAUAUUGGGUUGUCGUGAACUUAUCUAUCGAUCAGCGUCUAGACUAUUCCCCGGUCUGUGUAAAGAUCUCUCCGACUGGCAAGAAGCAACACGUUUAAAGGCAGCCAGUCUGAUGCCUAUUUUAAUAUUACAUCUUGAAGAAUCAGCUACUCAGCAUACCCAACAUCUUAUAACUGGUAUAGGCAAUGGUUUUGCUGAUGCAAUUAGUCGAAUACCAGCUACUUCUGGAAGUGUAGCCUUAAUAAAUACAACGCCAUUUGUUUCAUUUCGAAGCGCAUUGAAUGCAACAGACUGUUCUAUCAUUACUGAUAACUUAGAUAUAGUUGCUUUCAUCGCCCAACAUGCAAAUUCUCAGGUAUUCGGUUCAGCUGAAGUAAAUGAAGCAGUUAAAAUUAUUAAUCAGUUAUUUAUUUCUACACAAAUAUUGGGUUGUAUGAUUUCAACUAAAUUUUGGUGGCAUUUACUCGAGCCAUGUCUUCAUCGUUGUACAGAAUCAGUUGCACCAUCAUCACUAGCUGGACAUUUAUUCCUAUUAUCUGGAUUAUUAUAUGGCAGUCCUUUAAAUCAGUUAGUGGAUAAAGCAUUGAAUUCAUCACCGUCGGAUACUACUGAUGCCUCCGUCGCUGCCUCUGCCCCUGCCACCGGCGCCGCUACCGCUGCUGUUGCUGCUGCUUCUAACACUGAUGAUGAUCAUGAUGGGGAUAAUGUUGAUUGUAAAGUUAAUGGUGACACUCCACGUGAUGAUAGUCACACAAACAAUGAUCACGAGAAUACAAUUAUCAAUUGUAUACAACAACAGGGUCCUUUACAUCAGAUUAUAGCAUAUCUUAGUCAAAAUGAAUUGAUCUCUGUUAUGUCUAUCCCUGCUAAGGCAAGUUUAUUACAAUGUGUUCAAGUUUGUAUAAAACGUCUUGAAGAAGCUAUUGCUUUGUUGAGACAACAACAACACCACCAUCAACAACAACGGAAUAAUCAAGAACACCAAGAGUACACAUUGGAGACGACUAAACAGUCAAAUGCUGAUAAUGAAACCAUGAAGGAUAUCAUUCAAGCUUCCCAUGAUGCAGCAUGGUUAUUAGUUCAGAAUACACAGAUUCGUUCAUGGUUAUUUGAAAUCAUUCUUGGCUUAAGUUCAAUUUGGCCAGAAAAUGAUUCUCUGAUUACAUCAGAUUUUGGUCGGGCAAUAAUUAAUUCAUGUGAUAAAUUAAUACAACAAUUGGCAGCUUGUCAUCGAGACUGUAUCAAUUUAAGCAGACAGAAUACCCUAACAUCAUCAUCUGGAGAUGAUUAUGAGAUGAUAAAUACAUUGUUAACUAGUCCUGCUACUCAUGAGGAUGUAGAUCGUUUGUUCUACAAUUGUAUGCCUACGUUGAUAGAUCGAUUAAACGAAGACUUGAAGAAAUCUAUGUCAUGGCAUCCACGUUCAACUGGUUUAGCAAUACUUUCACGUUGUUUACAGUUAGCUGGUCCUGCACUUUUAAUUAAAUCAACUCCUGUUCAACAGAAUAGAACAGAAAACACUGGUGAAGAAUGUUUAACUCAUGUAUUAGAUCUGCUACAACGUGGUUGUCGAUUGGAUUGUGCACCUGGUGGUGAUAAAUCACCAGGUGGUACAGAUCCAUUAACACUGGCUGCUGAAGCUGAAAUCCGUCUACGUGGUUUAAUUGUACUUACAAAAUUGACAGAGAAUAGUUCUGUUCGAACUGCAUUAGCCUCACCAAAAUAUUUAAAUUAUUGUCUAUCAAAAUUAAUCCUACCUGUAUGCAUUUGGAGAGCUGGUCGUACAUCGGAGGCAAUGCGUAAAGCAGCUGUAACAAGUUUGUUAGCUAUAUUAGCCAGCGCAGUCUCAAUCAAUGAUUUAAGCGAAAUUGUUAUCAAUACAAGAACUAGCAAUGAAGUAGAAAUAGAUAAAUGGCUUUGUGAGAAUACAAGUGAAUCUUUUAAUGAUGUAAUCAAAGAAGUAACAAAUAACGGUGAUAUAUCAAAGAAUAACUGUGAUGAUGAUGAUGAUAAUAAUCUCGACAAGCCACAGCAGCAGCAGCAGCAUAAACACAGGAGUAAUCUGCCGAAUUUAUCCAGUUCACUACUCUCCUUAUUGUUGGCACGUUUAGGCUCCUUAUUAGAUGAUGAUUUAGAAGGGACGCGAAGUAUGGCAUGUCUUUGCUUAACUAUAUUUUUCAAUGGUCUUUUAAUACCACCGCCACUACCGGCAUCGGAAAUAGAAUUAUGUCAGUCAAGGGAUAAUAACUGUCAUAGUCGUAUGUGCAGCAUUCCAAACUUUUUAAACUCUUCUACUUGGAUUCAACCUGUCAAUAAGAAUACUGAUUAUAAUGAUAAUGAUAAUGCACGCAAGGAUCAUUUAAUACCGUAUUGUCCUUUACCUGAUUCAUUUGGUGAUCAAGUUUAUCGUUUCUAUCAAAAUUUUAUUAAACGUUUAAAUGAUCCAAAAGAUAAGAUUCGUUUACUUAUAUGUGAAACAAUCAAUGCAUGGAUACGUUUAAUUAUGCCAAUGUUAACCUCAACCACCACCCCAACAACAACAGGAACAAAUCAUGCGGAUACCUCUGUACAACAACAUCUCCAGUUGAAUCCAGUGUAUACUGCUGUCAUUGAAGAUUUCUUAACUAAUGUUAUUAUUCACUUGGAUGAUCCUAAUUCACAAAUUCGUGCUGCUGUCUCACGUGUUAUCCUUCGAGUGAAUCAAUUCGCCUCAGAAUUAGUUAAUAAAGCAUUAAUCAAAGCCAGAUCUUGUCAUCGUUCAUCUUUAUUAUGUGAUCAACUUUUACAAUUUUGUCGUACGCACACAUAGACACACUCACAUGAUGUUUAAGUUGAUGUAUGAAAACAAAUAAAUAAAUAAAUGAAUUGAAUGUGAUGUACAAUCGAUAGUUUAAUACUGUUGACCAAUGAAAUUUCCCUCUGUCUGUCUCUCUCGAUGUGAUGUGUUUUAAUUGUCCAAUUGCUUUGUUUAAUUUUUUCGGCGGUAUUUUUAAAUUCAGUUCAGUCAGAAAAAAGUUGUGAACUGUGCCUUAUAACUUACGAUAAUAUGCAUAUAUUGCUACUGAUAGGUUUCUUCCUUUAAAACAAUUGUAAUGACAACUACGCUGUAUAUGUUUGCU